UCUCUCUAUCUGUCUAUCUCUAUCUCUCCCUCUCUCUCGCUCUCUCUCUCUCUCUCUCUCUCUCUCUCUCUCUCUCCUGGCCACACGGUCACUCUCUCCUGGUCUUGCCGGCAGUGUCUCUACUACCAACAUCGAACUGGAUUCUAUCGAAAAGAAACGAUUCGGAGGAUAGUCGCGAGCGAUCAUAGCUGGCGCGCCGAUCGGAUCUACGGUUCCGACGGUUCCUACGGUUUACAUUCUUUCAUAUCUCCGAGGAGCCGAGCUCUGCCUUUCAAGAGCGGACGUAUCCUCGCACGAGAGCGCGCGCUGUGCAGUGAAGUGACUGUUCUCGCAUUUACGCGCGGGGGGGGGUGGUGGGAAACGUUCUCCGUUUCUGAGGAGACCACGCGCCGGAAAACUGGUCGGUGAAGUGAUAGUGCGCGAGUGUACCAGGGCGCCUUCAGGUCCGAGUACAGUCGGGUUCAUGACGGACCGUUAAUACACGCGGGGAAUACAGCAGCAGCUGGAGGAUCGAAAAAUCUGGAAAUAACGUGGUCCUUGGAAAAAAAAUUAUUUUUCUCUUCCUUUCGUUAUCUCGAUCUCCUCGCAACAACCCUGGACCCCUGUACGCGCCACGACUGAUCUCGUCCCUCGAUUACGACCCCCGCAAUAUUUUUGCGGGUCAGUGUCCGUGAAGUGAUUAACCAGUGACUGUGAACGGAGUGUCGAAAGAUGCUCGCGUAGCGGAGCCCUAAAAUCACGGCCCUGAGCGGCCGACACAACAUGUCACAGUUCUCCUUCCGAGGAUCGCCAAAUUUGCAGUGUCCUGUGACAGCAAGCUCAUCGCUAGCGUCGACCUCGCCAUCGCCGGCUUCCGCGCCCAUCCUCAGUGCCGGAAGCGUCUCGUCUUUGGGGAGCGCAGCUGGUACCACUCCCCUGGGCACCCCGUUGCAGAGCGUCAGGAUGGCCGUGACCAGUGCCGUAGUGCGACCACCUGGGAGCCCGACCACCUCGGUCAGUCCAUCCCAGCCCCAUCCACCCCCGUCCGCCGGCGGACCUCCUGGUGGAAGAUGCUGCGACACCGGCAGACCCAUCUUCACCGAUCCUCUCACCGGGCAGACCGUCUGCUCCUGUCAGUACGAACUUCUCGGUGGGUACCAACGACUCGGAGGUCUUCCGACUGCUGCACUCUCCAUGUACAGUGCACCCUACGCCGCGGCUGCAGCGGCCGCAGCAUCCGAGGGGAUGGCUGCCUACUUCCCGGCCCUGGGGGCCGAGCAGGCACCCUUCUAUACGCCGACGGCCGCAGGACUCGAUCUGAAGGAAAACCUCGGUGCGGGUGCAGCAGCAGCAUGGCCGUACCCGUCAGUCUACCACCCCUACGACGCAGCCUUCGCAAGUUAUCCCUUCAACGGAUACGGCAUGGACCUGAACGGCGCCAGGAGGAAGAACGCCACGAGGGAAACGACGAGCACCCUCAAAGCGUGGCUGAACGAGCACAAGAAGAAUCCCUAUCCCACCAAGGGCGAGAAGAUCAUGCUGGCCAUCAUCACCAAGAUGACCCUGACCCAGGUCUCCACGUGGUUCGCGAACGCCCGCCGGAGGUUGAAGAAGGAGAAUAAGAUGACGUGGGAGCCGAGGAACAGAGUCGAGGACGAAGACAAUAACAACGAGGACGACGACAGCGGCAGGAAGAGCGUGGACGAGAAGGAUCGACUAGACUCAAAGGACUCGGGUACGGGAUCCAGCGAGGACGGAGAGCGACCUGCACACAGACUGGACCUUCUCCACGGCAGCGGGGGCGUACCGGCAGGUCUUCAGGGUAGAACCGAGAGCGAAUGGAGCGAGUCAAGGGCGGACAGUGGUCCAGACAGCCCGGAGUGUCUGUACGAUCAGCGGGAGCCAAGGCAUCCCCUUCAGCUGCAGCACCCAGCCUAUCUGGCACCCUCUCAUGCCAGACUUCUACAUCAUCCACCGCCCCAGAGUACCUCGCCAAGUAGCCAUCACUUGCCACCCAGCACCAGUGCAUCAUCCACGGGUAGCACGACCAAGCCGAGGAUCUGGUCCCUGGCGGACAUGGCCAGCAAGGAUGGCGACCAUCAUAGUCCUAAUCCCACGAUGACUGGUCUGCCCUCGCCGUACGGGGCUGGCGGAGGAGGCGGCGGGGCACCUGGGAAGCUCGUGAGCCCCCUGGCCAGUCGACUUCCGCCUCAUCAUCCGCUUCAUCCUGCCAUGCACCCCGGCUCCCAGUUCGUCAGACCUCAUCCGGACUUCUACAGGAAUUUCUAUGGCGCGUCGCAUCUUGGCUCCGGUGACAUGUCCCUCCUGGAGACCUAUUCCAGGACCCUCGGCGGACUCGGUGGCGUGAUGCCACCAUCCAGUGCACCCAAUAUACUGACUUCCUCCUCGUCCUCGUCCUCGGGCACGGCCAAGCCCUUCUCCAUCAACGGCGGCAGCAUCGGCGGACCCGUUCUGCUCACGACCGCCAACUCGGGCGUCUCGCCGAGCUCCUCCUCGACGGCGUCCUCCGGGGGAUCGGAACAGUCGCCCCAUCCUGGCGGCAAUAACCUGCCGCCCUCGGAGCUCAAGUCUCCGGGACGAGUGUGAUUUCGGCCUUGGUAUCCUCGAGGAUCAUCCGGGCACGAGGCGUGUGGCUGACAAUAAGAGACUACAACUUUGUAAUUAGUGUACAGAGAAUGAGAGCGUGAACGAAUCUGAAUUUCAUGAUUGCUUCACCUGUCCUUAUACCUUCCCGCUCCCUUGCACCCCUUCCUCGUCCCUACUGCUAUUCCUGGAUCCUCGUGGAAAAACCCUCAUCCAUCCCCCCCACCUCAUCCUGAUCCGAGAUACAGUAACGGCGAGAUGUGAAAAUCCGUAGCCUAUAUACCUGACUAUCUUAUAGCUAUUGUUAUUAUGAUAACAACCUAGUGUCGACUUGAAAUUAAUAUUAUAUAAAUAUUAUACAUAUAAUUAUUAAUUAUUUAUGCGUUUGUAAAUAGUAGCGAUUACCGGCCGUGCCUGCCGCCGGCAGUGUAUAUGUAUUGUACGUAGAGUAGCCACAAUAUUAUUAUUAUAUCUGAAUCAUAAUUCAUACUAAUGAUUAUUAUUGUUAUUGCAAUGUUUAUAAUAUAACUGAUUACGUCGACUCAGUCGCUCAUCACGAGGUAUGAGUUAGUAAGUGCCAGGAGAUUGCGAGAUGGAUCAUCCCCGUAUAAUUUUUUUUCUUUUUUUUCUAAACCAAAAAUCGCGUGUCGUAAACAUCGAUUGAAAGAGGUUUAGUCUAACUCUUUAUUUUUGACAGCAUAGAGAUUUUCAUUAAAAAAAAAAAAGUACAAGCCCACCUUUCACCUCUCUGUUCCAAGAACGGAUCUCACGAGGAUCAUAAAUUUUAUCCGAGAAUAACGAAGAUCGAUUUUGAAAAUCUCGCAAUCCGCCGUGGUUCAAACAUCGUACUUCCCGUUGCGUCCGACCGUGUCGCAUAAUUCCUAAAUUUUGGUUAAAACCGGAAGUCGUGCGCGUACGUAGCGCCGAAGCUUUAGUACGUUAAGAAAUAAAAAAAAGAGCAAGCAGAGAAAGCGAAGGAAGGCGGAGGAAGAUGUAAGGAAAAAGAGAGAAUGUAUAAGAGAGGAGAAAAAAGAGUGGCCGUGACGCAACGGCCGAUCCAGCACAUAUCACGUCGCGUCGAGAAUUGAAAACGAAUCCUCGCCAUUUCUUUUAGUCACUGGUAUGUCCAAAGUUUCACGUACGAUUUCACCGAUGCCACAUUGGCACUCGGUGCCCGACGGCCUGUGUCUUUUUUUUCCGCAAUAAACGAAUCAUUACGAGAUAAACGA
Cephus cinctus (wheat stem sawfly) is the source of this 3812-nucleotide messenger RNA. It is a transcript of the gene mirr, whose product is annotated as iroquois-class homeodomain protein IRX-3. The record is from RefSeq and is a predicted model, not a curated record. The coding region runs from base 763 to 2586 and encodes 607 amino acids. NCBI's taxonomy places the organism in Eukaryota, Metazoa, Arthropoda, Insecta, Hymenoptera, Cephidae. Gene Ontology annotation, molecular function: RNA polymerase II cis-regulatory region sequence-specific DNA binding; DNA-binding transcription factor activity, RNA polymerase II-specific. Gene Ontology annotation, cellular component: nucleus. The transcript has 5 exons. Gene Ontology annotation, biological process: neuron differentiation; regulation of transcription by RNA polymerase II; cell development.